Messenger RNA from Perkinsus marinus ATCC 50983, 249 nucleotides. RefSeq lists its product as hypothetical. The record is from RefSeq and is a predicted model, not a curated record. NCBI's taxonomy places the organism in Eukaryota, Perkinsozoa, Perkinsida, Perkinsidae. The transcript is spliced from 3 exons. Bases 1 to 249 code for a protein of 82 amino acids.
AUGACCGAACAAUUAGGAGGUCGUUAUGCGGCCUCUGAGAAUGGUAAGGUAGUAUGCAAUAGGAGUACAUAUGGUGCACCACUCCAGACAGUAUCUACACCAACAGGAGUAGAAGAGUCUUGGGUAGCUGCACAUACCCAACCUCGACGUGAUGAAUUAACACUUGGGACGACAUAUCCUGCCGAAGGAGCCUGUUCGGACAACGUUGCUAGCAGCAGUGCCACCAUCUACUCGGUUGGUGCCUUCUAA